AUGGCCUCGACGACCUCGAUGCCGAGUGCUGCCGUUCCCGAUCAGGCCGAUGCCGCCAAUGAGGCAACCACCCUCACCGCUUUGGCGACCAAAGGUGAGUGCUCCACCCGUCGUUCUCCCAGGCAGCUGAUCCGAGAUGGACUGAUUUUGUGCUCGCCGUGCCCAUACAGCCGGACCUGAAGAAUCGCUGAGAUCGUACGCAAUGCUGCAAGCCUUGCGAGCAGGUAGGUCAUUGUCGCUCGACUUCGGGCCGGCUCCUUCUUGGCUGCACCAUCGACCGAGCCUCUCGGGGUGGUAUUCGUUGCCGCACGCCGUUGAUUGACGAUGACAGCUGACCCGAUGACCCGCCUUCGAUGGCAAUCUACCCUCCCAGGUGACGUCGACGCAUUGGCUCCAUUGCUCGCUCAGCAUGCCGAGGCGCGCAAGAAGCAACGCCGGGAAGCGGAAAUUGAGGUCGAGAUCAACUCGCCCUUGCACAUGGCGGUGCGGUGCGCAAAAUGUACAUACGAUCAUCACUUGCCUGAAGCAAUCAUGGAAGAAGCGGUUGCUGAUCCCGUUUGCCCUUUGAGCAGACCCGGUCGUCGAAGCGGUGCUCAAGCAGGUGCCCGGCUGCCUCAACGCCCAGGAUCCACGCGGCCAAACCCCGCUGCACGUUGCCGCUUCUCUGAACAGGACGGACGUUGUGGCGCUGUUGCUGCUCGAUGACAAGAUCGACGAUGCUGUCAAGGACUGUCAGGGCAAGACGGCCCUCGAAUCCGCAAGCAGCGCCGACACGGCUAAGCUCAUUUCAGGUGAGUCCUCGUUCGGCCAGGCGGAAGGUGCUACCCUGGUACAGAGGGUCCGAAUCGCCUGGAUCUCAGCGACUGAUCCGGGAUGCUCGUCGCGUGUAGUCUCCCGUUCGCACUACACAGAAAAAUACCUUGCCUUGCUUGCCGCCUACAUCGCCUCCGCUGGUGGCGAAACAUCGACGUCGUCGGGACACCGACACACCCCUUCCCUUGCAUCGAUCCGGCCAGGCAAAUCCGAAGCGACGGGCGAGGUUUCAGCCGCCUCGGGCCAUGUCAGCAAUGCCACUGCCGAGGCCGUCUACCAUUUUCUUCAGCAGCCCCGGUCGACGGGCAUCGAUUACUCGCUCAAGGACCACGCUACGGGCACGACUUUGCUCCACGAAGCGACGAGACGCAAAGAUCUCGGUCUCAUCAAGCUCGCGAUUUCGAAGGGGGCCGACGUGCUCGCUCGUGACGGCAAAGGCAAGAUCCCUUUGGACGUCGCCAGGGACGAGAGGAUUAAGUCCUACCUGAAGCAAGCUGCGAUCACCGAGGGCCGAGCACUCAAAGCUUCGUCGUCGCACCUCUCGUCGUCCACCAGCGGUGCACCCUUACUAGCGGGCGAGACCCCCUCAAUGCGGGGCUACCUCAGCAAAUGGACCAACAUGGCUCGGGGAUAUCGCUCGAGGUGGUUCGUGCUCUCCAACGGCGUGCUCUCGUACUACCGCUCGCAAGAGGACGAAGGCAAGGCUUCGCGAGGUUCGAUUAACAUGGGCGUGGCGCAGAUCGUGACAUCGGCGUCCGACAAGCUCAAGUUCGAGGUCAAUAACAAGCUCGGUAAAAGCUUCCCAUCAUUCUUCCUCAAGGGCAGCCACCCAGUCGAGGUCAUGCGCUGGGUCGACGCCCUCAAGCAAAACGUCGCCUAUGCCAAAGAGCUCAGCAACACGGUCAGCCAGACGCCUUCUCGUGCGCCUUCGAUCGCUCCUUCGGUGGGUGGAGGGAGCCUCGAGAGGCGGAUUUCGACUCUAGACCCGGACGGCACCGGCAUGGAUUCGCAAGGCCGAAAUUUGAACGACCGCGAUGGAUCGAUACUCGAUGAUGAAACGUUCAAUGACGACAACGAUGCUGUUCCGCACGCCGAUGACUUUGAAUUGCUCGCCCAGGGAACUCGCACGCAGGUGGAGUUGACCCGACAGCUCGUCGAGACUUUGCGCGUGGCUGAGGCGGAUCCUGCGAACGCAAACGUCGUGUUCGACGAGGUCAGAAAGGCAAUCGUGGGCUCGCUGGGAACCCUCGAGUCUGCUUUGGACGAGUACAUCGAUGUCGUCAACCUGCGCGAGCGCUUCUUCGUUCGCAAGUACGAACGCGAGAUCGAUGCCAAACGAAUGUGGGAGGAGAACAUGAAGGAGCUCGCCGCUCAACACGCCGCUAUCGAGGCCGAAUUGCAAAAGACGUCUCGAGACAGCACGCGACGAAAGCGCGCGCUGCAAGAGGUUCGGGCGAACCUGCUGUCGUCACCCCCAAUGAGUCCGAUCGCCGGCACGCCUAUCGACACGAAUCCGGGUUCAAAGGCGCUGCAAGUCGACACCCAAAGUCUGGCGACGGCGACGGCGGUAAAUGCUGCCGCAAUGAGUAGUCCUCGGAGCGCUCGUGGCCGGUCAACCACCAUGCACACACUCAAGCCGCAAGAGCUCGAAGACCUCGUUGAUUCGGCGCUCGCUGGCGAAGCGGGCGAGGACGACUCGGCACUCUCGGACGAUUCUGACGAGUUCUUUGAGGCGGUCGAGUCGGGUCAGAUUCCCGUCGACAACGAUGACGAUGACAAAUCCGCGCCCACAGCACCUGAGGCCGAGGCGUUGAGUGCCAAGUUUGACACCGCUCCCUUCGAAGGCUACCGCAACUUGCGCCAGCGACUGCCCAUCACCACCGACAAUCGGCCGCCCGUAUCACUCUGGGCCAUUCUCAAAGGCUCCAUUGGCAAGGAUCUGACCAAGAUCUCGUUCCCCGUCUUCUUCAACGAGCCGACGUCGAUGCUGCAGCGCAUGGCCGAGGACGUCGAAUUUUCCGACGUGCUCGAUCAUGCCGCGGCGCAAGAGGACGCCACCAGGCGCAUUGCUUUCGUCGCGGCCUUUGCGAUGUCGAACUACUCGUCCACGAUCGGCCGCAUUGCAAAACCGUUCAACCCGAUGCUGGGCGAGACCUUUGAAUUUGCGGAUCUGUCGAAGAAGUACCGCUACAUUUCGGAGCAGGUGUCGCACCAUCCCCCAAUCAGCGCGUGCAUCGCCCAAUCCGCGACGUGGGACUAUUAUGGAGAAGGUGCGCCUUUCUGUCUCUCUUUCGCGAGGUCAUCUGCCUCGGAACAUGCAUUUGAACUGAUCUUCGAUUUUAUUGCCUUUCCUAGUUGAUGCCAAAAGCAAAUUUAUGGGCAAGAGUUUCGAGAUCCGCCCGACUGGUAUUGCUCAUGCCAAACUAAAGAUACCAGCGGCAUGGGGGCCGAACUACCCGGCAUCCACCACGCCAGGACUCGUCGAAGAGCACUACAGCUGGACCAAAGUUACGACGUCGGUCAGCAACUUCUUGCUCGGCAAUCCUAUUAUUGAUCACUUCGGCGACAUGAUAAUCACCAACCACCGAACGGGCCAUCUGUGCAAGUUGACGUUUAAGCCGCGAGGAUGGCGCAGCUCGGGCGCGGCUGAAGUUAAGGGCAAGGUCAUGGACAAGGAUGGCAAGGAAUUUUGGGACCUUGCCGGCAAGUGGUCUAGCCAGCUGGUAGCUCGUCGUGUAGGCGCCGGCUCGGGUGAUCUUGCGCCCGACGCAGCUGUGCCGACAAACAAGGAUGGCGACGUCUCUCCCGAAUACAUUCGCCUGUGGAAGAACUCCGAGAAGCCGAACCCACCCUUACCGUUCAACCUGACCCCGUGGGCGGUGCAACUCAACGACGACAACGCCGGAUUGCGCAAGUGGCUCCCGCCGACCGACUGCCGCCUUCGUCCCGACCAACACGCGUUCGAGAAUGGCAAGUUCGAGCGGGCCAACGAUCUCAAAUCUGAACUGGAGGACCAUCAACGCGCCACGCGCCGCAAGCGUGAGCAAGGUCAAUGGCCACCGCACGCAGCGCGUUGGUUCCGACGAACUAAGGACAAGGACACCGGGGAGUCGUUUUGGGAGCCCGUCAAGACAAGUGACGGGAUGGUCGAGUAUUGGGAAGAGAGAACCCGCGUCGGCAAGGCCAAGGAAAGGGGAGAAGAGACCGAGUGGAAGGGAGUCGAGCCAAUUUUUGCAGACUUCCAGGUGUGA
Molecule: messenger RNA, 4064 nt
Organism: Microbotryum saponariae
Lineage: Eukaryota; Fungi; Basidiomycota; Microbotryomycetes; Microbotryales; Microbotryaceae
Source: the annotation of a GenBank genome assembly